Molecule: messenger RNA, 846 nt
Organism: Caenorhabditis briggsae
Lineage: Eukaryota; Metazoa; Nematoda; Chromadorea; Rhabditida; Rhabditidae
Gene: Cbr-nud-2
Product: Protein CBR-NUD-2
Exons: 4
Coding region: 1-846 (281 amino acids)
Biological process (GO): vesicle transport along microtubule; centrosome localization; establishment of mitotic spindle orientation
Cellular component (GO): kinesin complex; centrosome; kinetochore
Molecular function (GO): microtubule binding
Source: RefSeq, a predicted model, not a curated record
AUGGAUUUGACCGAACAACAAAUUCGCGGAUUGCCGCACCAAGAUCUCAUAAACUGCUUCCUACAGAUGCGAGAAGAGUUCAACGAAUUCCAGACGAGUUCAUCGGAAAUCGAAAAAAUGAUGGACACAGAGAUGGAUGAGUUGAGGUCGAAAUUGAAAAAGGAGGAGAGCAAAGUAGGCCAACUGACAACGGAGCAGUUGAAAAAUAAGGACAGACAAGAAGAGUCACGAGUUCAAUGGAUUAAUCUAGAAGAACAAUUACGACGAGAGAACGCAGAACUUCAAGAAAGAUGCGAAAGGCAAAAAGAACGAAUUUUGAAGUUAGAACAGCGAAACGACGCUUUGGAGACAUCCGAGCGGAACAAAGAGUUUCUCUCGUUAGAUCUAGGAACCAAACUCGAUCAAGCCGUUGAAAAAAUCGCCAUGCUGGAGUGUGAGCUACAUGAGAAACAAGAACGUGAACACGAGCACAUUCGAACAUCAGAGAGACCUCGUUUGAUAGUCGAGCCAUUGAGAAAUGACCCAGAAAUGCUGCCAGAUGAACCUUCUCCUGGUCCAAGCAAAGAAGAAUUCAGAAUGAGCAUCGAUGACGUUCACAUGGAAGAUGUUCAAGACACAAUGGAGGAAACCAUUUCGAAAAUUGAUGAAGUUUGCAUCGACGACAACAAGAACAUUCAAGCGAAGAAUCGAAGUGUAUCCACCGGAACGGGCGCCGGGGCUUGUAUCAAUCGAAUCGUCAAAGAUCUGAUGACAAAAGUCGAGCGAUUGGAUUCGAUUUUGUCGACUAUCCGUGUGUCCAACUCGUCUAACAACAAUUCUGUUCAUCUAACCACAACACGGGCCUAG